CGAAAGUAGUUAGUUUUAUUUUUAUUUUUAAAAAUAGAAUUUGUGCUAAAGAAGAAGCAGAAGAAAGACAUGAAUUUCGAGUUCGUGCAUCAGAUGAAUAUUAUCAAGAAAAUGGUCGUGUACCACGAGAAAAAAUUAGUGAACAACCAAAAUAUGAUAUUGAUGAAUAUUGGUAUGCUAUUCAUGUUUUACAAACACAAUAUACAUUACAAAUAAUUCGUUGUAAUUCAGUUGAAUGUUGUAGUAAAAAAUAUAUGACAAAAAGACUAGCCUUUGCUUGCUUUUGACUACAAAAUGGUUCCAACUUAAGCGAAAUUUACUAGUGUAUUGUAGAAAGACCGAAAGAGAAAAUACGGAAAAAUUUCUACUUACAAUACAUUCUUUAUUUUUAUCAUAGGAGCUGUGUGAUUAUAUUGUGACCAUGUAACCAUGAGUUAGCUAGUUCUGUCCCAUUUCAUGUUUUGAUUAUAUAUAUAAUUGCUUGUAAUCUAAUUCUCAGAUAUUGAAUUAAAUAUGAAUGAGAUCAUCUAUUUUAAUUGAAGUCUUGAUCGAACUGUAAUUAUUCUAUGAAUAAUUAGAUGUAGUACAAAACUACAGAUGCCAUUGUAUAUUAGUGUUAGAAUCACGACUAGCUAUGAGUAGGAUAAUUAAUAUUAAAUCGAAUAAAGGUCCUCUAGGUAAACCGUUAGAUCUUAUUUCUGUGAUGUUUCUUUUUUUUAUUAGUCUAUAUGAAGUUACUAUAUGUGGAUUUGAUACGCACGACUUAAUAUUGUGUUGGUAGUAAAACAUAUCGUUAUUAAGGUGUUAGAGAUGUAAUACUGUAUUACGUUAGAGAUUACAAAUAAGAAUGAAAUUUUUUCGUCGAUAUCUCGAUUUCUAGUCAGUCUAGCUGAUCACAUUUCUACUCAAUUGUUGAUAAUAAAUAAACUUUUUUUGUUUUCUAACCUGUGUAUGUUGAAUGUAUUACGUUGUAGGUAAUACAGGAUUUACUGCCGUGGGAUUUACUGCCGUAAGCAAUCUCUAUUGGGCGCGCUUUGUUUAUAUGCAAAUUUUAAGAAGACUAUAAGUAAAUUAGAGCUAU
This is a messenger RNA of Rotaria sp. Silwood1, 1081 nucleotides long. The record is from the annotation of a GenBank genome assembly. NCBI's taxonomy places the organism in Eukaryota, Metazoa, Rotifera, Eurotatoria, Philodinida, Philodinidae.